AUGUAUAUAACUUGCACUGCCAAACGAAACGAACUUCUCAUCUACUUCAGUGCUUCAGCAUUAGCAAACAAUUCGCUCAUCGACACAAAACACCACCUCAAAUACACACAACCCAAAAUGUGUAUACCACUCUUCAGAAAGAAGAAACAUGAUCGGGUCUACGAUUACCAUCCACAACCAGCCAUGGGCUACUCAAAGAAAUACGGCUACAACGACUACGGAUACUAUAACGGCGGCAAGAAGUCGCGUAAACACGGCCGUCACUACGCCUCAGCUGCCGGUGAUUUAGCAGGAGCUUGGGCCGAUUACAGCGGAGGAGGUCAUCAUGGAGGAGGCCACGGUGAUGGCGGCGGCGGAGGCGGCGGCGCAGAUGGUGGAGGUGGAGGAGGCUGUUCAUAA
This is a messenger RNA of Fusarium musae, 399 nucleotides long. RefSeq lists its product as uncharacterized. The coding region runs from base 1 to 399 and encodes 132 amino acids. The record is from RefSeq and is a predicted model, not a curated record. The transcript is spliced from 2 exons. Lineage: Eukaryota; Fungi; Ascomycota; Sordariomycetes; Hypocreales; Nectriaceae.